Sciurus carolinensis (gray squirrel) is the source of this 4731-nucleotide messenger RNA. It is a transcript of the gene Pla2g15, whose product is annotated as phospholipase A2 group XV. Lineage: Eukaryota; Metazoa; Chordata; Mammalia; Rodentia; Sciuridae. Gene Ontology annotation, cellular component: lysosome. The record is from RefSeq and is a predicted model, not a curated record. Gene Ontology annotation, biological process: phosphatidylcholine metabolic process; ceramide metabolic process. Bases 2141 to 3379 code for a protein of 412 amino acids. The transcript has 8 exons.
GCGUCCCCACCUGAGAGAGGCAAGGGAAUCCAAUCAGCCGCCGCGCCCCUUGGGCCCUGAAGUUUCCUGGCGCCCCUUGCCACCUCUUUUCCAUCCUACCUGACGGUUCCGCGGUUCCACCACUUGCCAGACUAGAAGGAUUAAGUCGGUCUCAUCAGAGCCCAAGUCUGGUCCGAGCGCACCGGCAGUGGCCCCAAACAGGACGACCAGAGAUCCCGACCCGGAACUGGGGUCUGCUGCGGAGUCUACUGCGGGGUCUGGGCCAGGCGACAGGGGCGGGGGUGGCGGCGGCGGCGGCGGAGUCAUGGCCGCAGAGGAAGGGGGCGCCAGACCACACACACGCGGACAGACGAGGCGCACGCACUCACCGUCCGACGGCAGACGCGGUUGAGCUUGGGCGGGACACCGUAUGUUGGGGGCGGCACCUGCGGCACUUCUGGCGCGGUGGGCGCGCCGAGAUCCGCCCGCGGCACCCCGUGGGGCGGGGCGGCUACCGGCCUCCGCCCUCUCCUGGAGAGUUACCUGCAGACCUGGCGGACCACGUGACCGGGGGCGGCCCCAGAAACCUUGGGGGAGGGCCAGAACCCAGCCCAGGACGCAAGAACUCACACUCCAGACCAGGGGGCGCGCUCAGGAUCCGGACCCCUACUUCCUGGUCUGAUCUUGCCCAACUCCUGAAGCGAACCCAUUCUUCCUCCUUUCCCCCUCUCGCUGGAACCUUUCGGACUUCGCAAAAGAACGUGCAAGAUCUGAGUCCUUUUCCGGUUCAUGACGGUCACGCUGGACUUGUGGAAGUCACCAGGAGGCAAUCCAGGGGCUGUGGGGGUCACGACAGCCCGCCUGGGUUUGAUGGAAGUCACCAAGGGUCCAAGGGGGCGGUGAGAGUUACCGGGUAUCCCUUGGAGGCCUAUGGGGGAGAUCACCAGAGAAUGGAGAUGGCGAGGGCGGCAGAGGUCAGGGGUCCUAGAGCUGUGGGCAGUCAACCACAGAUCACAGCAAACGAUUUGUCCGCAUAGAUGCGAGGGCCGGUCUUAACGCUGGGGUAGGAGGAAUCCUUUUUUCCCCAAACCCCGAGAGCAGCACUUUAGACGAGGCUAAGCCGAAUGGUCCAGACCUGGAGCUUCGGUCCUACCUCACGUAGGGGCGCCUGCCUGUUUUCGUCGCUCCGUUGGACGACAGUCGGAUUUCCUGGAGAUUAUGAGUGUGCUAGCGAUAGGGGCUAGCGGUGAUGUGUACGUGCGCGAGCGGGCUGCGGACUUCAUCCCUUCUCCAUCCCCCGUCAACAGCCCAAUUCCAAAUAGUCCCUUUCGUCCCCCGCGGCUUGGUGAAUCUACUUUACCACACGUUUUCGGAUAGCCCAGUACUUCCCUAAAUUCCCAUUAUGUGAUUGAGAAAUUUGCAAUCCGGCGGGAAGCGCUGCAGUCUGGAAGGGGCAGAGAAGUGGAAUUGCCAAACCCGACCCGCGUCCCACGCUGGACCCGCACCUUGCACGUUCAGAAAACUGGGGCCUUGCGUCUGCGCCAGUGAACAAGAGAGCGGAGGACGUGGACACAACCCCAGCGCAUGUCCAGGGAAGGGACGCAGCCCAAGGAGAGAGGGGAACCCAGGAUGAAGGGGUUGACUUCUACGCCUUGCCACACUGCAGCGUGUCCCCAGUUGGCAGAUGAAGAGACUGAGGCUUCUGGGCCGGAUGUGACUGGCGCCACAACCCGGCGACCCGGACGGAGUGGAAGGUGGCCCUGGGACGACUAGAACGUUCCCCAAGGACUGCAGUGAUGCACAGCAACCCCUCUUAUGACCGCCCAUCCCGGCGACUGCCCGCGUGUCCCCACUCCCGGAACAGCUAAGCGAAUCUUGCGCGCGGGGAGGGGAGAACGUAGCUUCUUUGGCCCCACCCCCAAGUUUGGAAUUUCAAAUAUUUGUUCGUUCCUGGGGUUGAACGGAACCGCGAGGGGUAGUUAAGUCACUGUGAGCUCUGGACCCGGUAUCCUUCUGGUGGCCAGGCCGUUUGCAGGAGGCGGGGCCUAAUUGGCAGGGUGGCCGCGGUCGGUGGAGUUGAGCGCUUAGCCACCCCGGCCUCGGCACGAGCUCAGAACGCUGAACCCGCACCUCGGACCUGCAGUCGCCGCCGCCGCACGCCAUGGACCUCCGCCUCUGUCCCUGCCGCAAGGCCCUGCUUCCGAGUGGCCUCCUGUUUGAACUGCUGCUGUUGCUGCUGCUUGCGGACCCAGCGCUCCAGGCCCCACGUCACCCCCCAGUAGUGCUGGUGCCUGGUGAUUUGGGCAACCAGUUGGAAGCAAAGCUGGAUAAGCCGACGGUAGUACACUACCUUUGUUCCAAGAGGACCGACAGCUACUUCACUCUCUGGUUAAACCUCGAACUGCUGCUGCCUGUCAUCAUUGACUGCUGGAUUGACAAUAUCAGACUGAUUUACAACAGAACAUCCCGGGCCACCCAGUUUCCUGAUGGUGUGGAUGUGCGUGUCCCUGGUUUUGGGAAGACCUUCUCAUUGGAGUUCCUGGACCCUAGCAAAAGCAGUGUGGGUUCCUAUUUCCAUACCAUGGUGGAGAGCCUUGUGGGCUGGGGCUACACACAGGGUGAAGAUGUUCGAGGGGCCCCCUAUGACUGGCGCCGAGCGCCAAAUGAAAACGGGCCUUACUUCCUGGCCCUCCGAGAGAUGAUCGAGGAGAUGUACCAGCUGUAUGGGGGCCCUGUGGUACUGGUUGCCCACAGUAUGGGCAACAUGUACACACUCUACUUUCUGCAGCGGCAACCGCAGGCCUGGAAGGACAAGUAUAUCCAUGCCUUUGUGGCACUGGGAGCUCCCUGGGGGGGCGUGGCCAAGACCCUGCGUGUCCUGGCCUCAGGAGACAACAACCGUAUCCCUGUCAUUGGGCCUCUGAAGAUCCGGGAGCAGCAGCGGUCUGCAGUCUCCACCAGCUGGCUGCUGCCCUACAACCACACCUGGUCACCUGAGAAGGUGUUUGUACACACACCUACAACCAACUACACACUGCGGGAUUAUCACCGGUUCUUCCAGGACAUUGGUUUUGAAGAUGGCUGGCUCAUGCGGCAAGACACAGAGGGGCUGGUUGAAGCCAUGAUGCCACCUGGUGUGCAGCUACACUGCCUCUAUGGCACUGGUGUCCCCACACCAGACUCCUUCUACUAUGAGAACUUCCCUGAUCGCGACCCUAAAAUCUGCUUUGGUGAUGGUGAUGGCACCGUGAACUUGGAGAGUGCCCUGCAGUGCCAGGCCUGGCAUGGCCUCCAGGAGCACCAAGUGUCAUUGCAGGAGUUGCCAGGCAGUGAGCACAUUGAGAUGCUGGCCAAUGCCACCACCCUAGCCUAUCUGAAACGUGUACUCCUUGGGCCCUGAUUUCUGUGCUGGGCAGGGCUGCUGAAUGGCUUGGCCAUGGGGUUUUCCCCAGUCUCUGGGGCUGUCUUGGGCUAUAAGUUUAGCAAAGUUUGUGACUGAACGUUCAAGGUUGUGGAUCUUGGGCUUUGGGGAAGCACUGUUUCUUAUCCUUCCUCUGUGGUAGUGAAGAAGGAGGAAAUAAGCAUGGAGUCAAGGGACCUUUGAUGGAAAGAAUGCUGCUACUGCUGCUGGAUUUGUUGUGACCUCAGAACUGGGCUCUGCAGGGUGGACUGGUUGGCACCUGGCCCCCAUCUCCAACUUGGGGGUUAUACAUUCCUUCUACCCCUAUGACCUUUUCACACAUGCCCAUUGGGCCUUGGACUUCCUGUGAGAGAUAUUACUUAGUAAUGGUCCCUGCCCCACAGGUCCCAGGGUAACCCUCGUGACCCUUUUCACUUGCUGGCCUCAAGUAGGCCUGCUGUUGGCCUUGGGUGGCUAGAGCUACUGGCUUCCCUGUGGCCUCACUGGUAGACUCAGUGGCCUGACUAUGGCUUCAUGGGGUAACCUGAUACCCCCUGCAGGCAGGGGCAAUUUGUUUUGUUCUCCAUGGUUCCCAGACCCAGAGGCAUAUACUCCACUCCUACCUCUCUUACCUCCAGGAGCAGCCUAGUCUGGAUCAGGCAGCAGAUGGUUCCCCAGUUUUGGGGGCUGUGUCCCAGAAGCCCUGAUCCACUUGGUUGUGCUGUGUCGGUCCUAGUAUUGAAGCUGGCUCCCUUGACUCUGGGACUGUGGUUCAAGGAGAGCAGUGCCCGGUGCCAUGACCUUUUAGGGAACUGAAGGAAACAACCAUGGUUGCACAGAGCUGCCCUGAGCUGCCUUCUUACAAACCCUAACACCACAUUGCCACCCUGCUAGGGUCUCUUAGAACCUAGCUGGGCUGGCACAGGGCUGAGAGGUGGGGGGGUUCUGACCCAUUGCCCAGCACCUCCUCACAGGCAGCUGAGUGGUAUUUCGUUUCCAGGGAGUAGCCUAGAGACUCAAGAGCCAGGAGCCUAGGGCCCAUCUAGGGAUUUUCUGUCUGCCCCAGGGAUGCUGAAUGACUUCCCUGUAAUAGUAGGGAUGGAGAAUCUGGACCUGCUUAAUGGCAGUGGGUGCCAAAUGGGCACCUGGCUAAAGGCUAAGACCUAGGUCCAAAGUCACCUUCAGGCUGGACUGUGUUGCUGUCCCACAGGGUUCCGCAACUCUAGAUUUUCCAUGUUGUACACAUGCCCAGCAUCUGUCUUUUCCUUUGUUCCUGAGUGGUGAGCCCUGUAUGGGGCUCUGAGCAGGCUGUAUCUUGAUACUGGCAAUAAAAAUAUUCUGAAUGCUGUAAA